AUGGAACUGGUGAUGAUGAUGGAUUUAGUGAAUAUGUUGGUGAUAUGUAUAUUGGUGAUCAUCUGUAGUGGACACUGUAUGUACAGCAAUAAGGAACUUGAAGGUUAUCCGGCUGGCUUUAUGUCGGAUUGCCCCGGUUUAGAUAAGGAAGCUAUCAUCACGAAGAGGACUUUAAAGAACUUAUCACUGACGAUAGUUGACACGAGCAAUCCUAUGAAAGAAAUACGAAGGAAAUAUAAUUACUAUCAAAUGAAGGAGCUGGCGAAAGAUCCGUUGUUCGACUUUAACAAACGUACUAUGCUUUACAUCGGAGGUUUUCUAGACAGUCCUAACUUUCCAAUACCAGGAAGAGUAGCAAAAGUCUACAAUAAUAUAGGAUAUAACGUCUUGUUAUUAGACACCGGGUAUUUUACGACAUAUGAAUAUCCACGAGCAUCACGUCUAGUUCGCCCCGUCGGUGUACACGGAGCGAAGAUGUUAUUCGAACUCACAAAAGAAGGUCUAGAUCCAAAGAAAUUAGAUGUAGUUGGACUCAGUCUUGGAGUUCACACGGCCAGCUUCAUAGCCAAAAACUUUAGACUAAAAACUGGAAUGAAUAUAUCAAGAAUAACUGCGUUGGAUCCUUCAGGACCUUGCUUUAGAAAUCUAGGCCCAGAAGAAAGAAUCGACAAAUCUGAUGCCGAUUUCGUUGAGCUGAUUGCCACUAAUAUAGAUGGCUAUGGAAUGGCAGCACCUGUAGGUCAUGUGAAUUAUUAUGUUAACGGCGGAGAGUUUCAGCCUGGAGAAAUAGUUUGGUUCUUAUGUAUGUCCCUGUGUAGUCAUGUACGAUCUUACAUGGUGUGGCUGUCAGCUCUGCAGAACCCCAAUUCAUUUAUCGCCAUGCAGUGUGACUCUGUACAGCAAGCAAGAUUCAAGAAAUGUCGGGAUAGGAAACCUAUGGUGACUAAUUUGAUGGGAUUAAAGGUGGAUAAGAAAAAGGAAGGCAUAUUUUAUCUAGCCACUUCCGCUAAAUAUCCUUAUUAUUUAAGUGAGAGAGGCUUGAAACAAAACUCUGAUUUUUUUAAGUCAUUAGCAGCGUCAUUUAACAAAGAAAAACUUGUUAAAGUUAGAUGA
This is a messenger RNA of Danaus chrysippus (African queen), 1113 nucleotides long. Lineage: Eukaryota; Metazoa; Arthropoda; Insecta; Lepidoptera; Nymphalidae. The record is from the annotation of a GenBank genome assembly.